Molecule: messenger RNA, 2572 nt
Organism: Botrytis cinerea B05.10
Lineage: Eukaryota; Fungi; Ascomycota; Leotiomycetes; Helotiales; Sclerotiniaceae
Gene: Bcpet112
Product: Bcpet112
Exons: 1
Coding region: 645-2489 (614 amino acids)
Biological process (GO): mitochondrial translation; glutaminyl-tRNAGln biosynthesis via transamidation
Molecular function (GO): glutaminyl-tRNA synthase (glutamine-hydrolyzing) activity
Source: RefSeq, a predicted model, not a curated record
GGUCCCAAUUUUCAAUUCACAAAUAAAAUUCAAAUCCCGUACAAUGUGAUGAAGAUUCAUUCAGCCUCACAGUCUCUCACAUUUUAUUUUCUACAUCUUUAGCUUUUCUUUUGAUGGGAAAAGACAAUAUCAUCGCCGAGUAUGAUGAAGAUUGCAUUCCAGACCAAAGUACCAAGACGUGCACCAUUCUUCCUCGACACCUUGUAUUUGCAUAGCCAAUCCUUCUUCAACACAUAUCAUCAUAUCAAUCGAUAUCUUACGCCUGACGCCUGACGCCUUACGAGAUAUCAUAAUCAAUAUCAAUAUCGGUCUCCCUGGAAUUUCCUUCAUCGUUCAAGCAUCGCAUCGUUCAAGCAUCAUUCACACAUAAUACCAACUAAGUCGAUAAGACAGACAAGAGUCAUAGCCACCCAGUGAUCCUGUCUCUUUUUCCCCUCCGAGACCCCUCGAAUCGGGUGCCCAAUUAUUCAGAAAAUCUCACUGCAUGCAUGCAUCAGCCCGAGCCCGAACCCGAACUCUGCCUGACCAUCUGAUCAACGUCCGCGAAUUUGUUCGAAUUCUCGAUCAAACCAUUAUUUGCCCAAAAGAAGACCAAUUGGAAAGAUACCGCCUCUUCAAAAUCUUGGAGGGGAUCCGCAAGUCCGAUGACUCGAUUCUCUCCUCUCGUUCUCCGCAGAUAUCUCCUUGGGGGCCGAAUCAAUUCGACGGGUUGUCUUCGUCGUCAAGUUAUUGGUGGGAAGCAUCUGCCAUCCAUUUACGCCGCAAGAUCUCGGACAAUACAAGAACUACACACCAAUACGGAAUCGGCGCCUUCCUCUACGAAUCAUAGCAUUCAAAAUUCCUUCAAAGCAGCGCGGAAACAGCCAAAAGAUGAAGGAGUAGGAAGAAAUGCCAAUCCGGAAAAGCUACAAAGUCUUGAUGAGUGGGAGUUGACAGUGGGAAUCGAAAUACACGCACAAUUAAAUACUGAACGAAAACUCUUCUCAUACGCUGCCUCGUCCUUUAACGAUCCGCCCAAUACACAUGUCGCAUAUUUCGAUGUAGCCUUACCAGGCUCUAUGCCCAUAUUUCAAAGAGAAACUCUCAUACCUGCGAUUCGAGGCGCAUUGGCUCUGAAUUGUAAUAUUCAGAGAACGAGUCGAUUUGAUCGCAAACAUUAUUUUCAUUGGGAUCAACCUGCGGGGUAUCAAAUUACACAAUACUACGAACCGUUUGCCAAAGAUGGAUACAUUACAUUAUAUGCGCACGAUGGAAUUGCAAAGGAAGAUGGAGAUGAAAUACGGAUAGGAAUUAAACAAGUACAGAUGGAACAAGAUACGGCAAAAACAAUCUCGCAACCUGGAGAUAUACACUUGUUGGAUUUCAAUCGUGUGGGUUUACCAUUGAUUGAAAUUAUUUCCUUGCCACAGAUACAUCAUCCCAGUACAGCGGCGGCAUUUGUCCGAAAGGUACAGAUGUUGUUAAGCUCAGUUGAUGCUUGUGUUUUAGGUAUGCAAUCUGGUGGAUUGAGAGCAGACGUUAAUGUUUCUGUAAAGAGAAGAACUGAAGAAGGUUCCGGCUUUGAGUAUGCUGGUGUUCAGGGACUAGGGCAAAGAACAGAAAUCAAAAAUUUGAGUAGUUUCAAAUCUAUUGAAGAUGCUAUCAUUGCCGAACGUGAUAGACAAAUUUCGGUUCUGGAAGAAGGUGGGGUUAUUGAAGGAGAAACUCGAGGAUACGCCAUUGGAAGUACAGAGACACGAAGACUUCGAGGGAAAGAAGGAGAGGUGGAUUAUAGAUACAUGCCAGACCCAGAUCUAGCCCCUGUGAUUAUCGAUCAAGAACUUACACAACAUCUUGGUACUACACUCGGCGUCUUACCCGAUGAAGAAUUGGCAAUACUAGAAUCUGAAUAUGGUGUCACGGUAAAAGAUGCUAUUGAUUUAGUGUCUCUGAAUGAAGGAGGACGAGUGGAAUAUUUUCGUAAUGUAGUGGAUGUUUUGACAUUAUUGAAUCCUCAUGAACCCCAAAUGAAACUGGGGAAAUGGGCAAGCAACUGGGUUUUACAUGAAUUAGGUGCUCUCAUUUCGGAUUAUGGAGAGGAAGAAAAUCCACUCAAAUUUACGAGUUAUGGAGAGUGUAUAAUUUCACAUUCUCAAAUGGGACAUCUGAUACAUUAUCUCAAUGAGGAAAGAAUUACGGGAAAGACGGCGAAGAAAGUUUUGAAAGUUCUGUUUGAGAAUGGACAAGUGGGAGGGGAAAAAUCGGUAGAGGAUAUUAUUGAGGGGGAACAAUUAUGGUUAAGGAAGAUGGAGAGAGAUGAAUAUGAAGAAUUGGCGAGGAGAAUUUGUGAGGAGGAAAAGAAAACUGUAGGGGAGAUAUUGGCAGGAAAGGAUGGAAAGAUUAAUUUUUUGUUGGGCAAGAUGAUGAGGGGGGAUAAGGAGGGGAGAGUACAACCGCUUGUUGCGAGGGAGGUGUUGAGGGAGGUUGUGGAGGGGUUUAGAGAUAUAUAGGGUAGGGUGGGAUUGAAUGAUGUAGAUGAUGUAGAUGAUAUAGUUGAUUUAAAUAAUACAUAUAUCACUUCAAACGAUGAACA